AUGAGUGCCGGGGUGCUCCCUGCAAGGAGGCAGAGAGCACCCAGCAGCACCCCAGCAGGGAUGAGCCGGACCCCGACGGCAGCCCAGCAGAUCAUGCCAGUCUCCUCCAGGCCCCGGACAUCCUUCCUCAUCCAAGACAUCCUCUGGGAUGGGGCAGAGCAGGGAGCGCGGCCGGAGCGGGGCAAGAGUGGAGGGUUUGGCAGCCCGGAGGACAGGGAGCCGGGGUCGGCCGCAGCGGAGGGGAGCGAGGGCAGCUCGUCCCCGGGGGCUGCCCCCGGGCACCCCCCCGGGAGCCCGCGUCCCCCAGGAGCAUCCCCAGCCCAGGCGCGAGGGACACCCCACGAGGCGGACACAGCGGAAACCUACCUGUCAGAGUGUGUGUCCCCCCCGCGACCCCUGCCCAUCGCCCAGCGUCCCCCCAGGCAGGCGAAGCGCUCGCGGGCAGCCUUCUCCCACACCCAAGUCAUCGAACUGGAGCGGAAAUUCAGCCAUCAAAAAUACCUGUCGGCCCCCGAGCGAGCCCACCUGGCCAAGAACCUGCAGCUCACCGAGACCCAGGUGAAAAUCUGGUUCCAGAACAGGAGGUAUAAAACCAAGAGGAAACAGGUCACCUCCGAAAUCAGCAGACUGGACACGCGUCUGGCCGGGCAGAAAGCGGCCGAGCUGCCCGGAGCAUCGCUGCUCGCGCUGCGGGGCGGCUGGCAGUACCUGCCGUGCCUCUACUACUUGAACGGCUGGAGUCCCUCGUGGUGGUAA
This is a messenger RNA of Gavia stellata (red-throated loon), 756 nucleotides long. RefSeq names its product NK3 homeobox 1 (gene NKX3-1). Gene Ontology annotation, cellular component: nucleus. Gene Ontology annotation, molecular function: RNA polymerase II cis-regulatory region sequence-specific DNA binding; DNA-binding transcription factor activity, RNA polymerase II-specific. The coding region runs from base 1 to 756 and encodes 251 amino acids. Lineage: Eukaryota; Metazoa; Chordata; Aves; Gaviiformes; Gaviidae. The transcript has 2 exons. Gene Ontology annotation, biological process: regulation of transcription by RNA polymerase II; cell differentiation. The record is from RefSeq and is a predicted model, not a curated record.